AUGAAUUUCCGCACUACCAAAGAAGAAUCAGGUAUUCACCCAUCGCUUUCUUACUGUGCAACACUUUACAUUACUGGUGGUCAAGAUUUUAAUUCUUUUAUCAUAUUGAAGCGCCUGAUACAUAGGUGUUUGGUACUCUUACUUGUUGCCGCGUUCAGUGCAAUUCAUUUGACGUGUAUAUUUCUGUCAAAUAUGCUUGCCUCCGGUACGGGAACCGGAGGAAGUAGUACACCUGAUUCGAAUGAAUUUGUUCGAGGCACAAGUCCAGAAUUUACAGAUGAAUUAGGUGAACUUGUUCCAGUGAUUGAUUCUAUACAUUUAGUUCCAUAUAAAAAAAGCUCUUUAGUUGGUUCCUCAUCACCUUUUGAUCCGAAAAAGGCUAAAGUUACUGUUCAACGUCCUGGUGAUCAAAAAGCUUAUCAAUGUGGUCCACAUGCUAGAAAAACAAAGAAAACAGAUUCGGAUGCUAUUAAGGAGAUCAAUCGUUGUCGUGAGGAGAAUACCACACGUUUAGAUUUAUCCAAGGGUCAAUUACACUUUCUACCUUCAUCAAUACGAGAUGUUGCACCUCAUUUAAAAGAACUUUAUCUAUAUUGUAAUAAAUUAGUCAGUUUACCAAAUGAAAUUGGUACAUUGUUUACAUUGGAAAUAUUAAUGGUACAAGAGAAUUCAUUGAGUGAUUUACCAGAAACACUGGCUCAGUGUACACAGUUACGUGUACUCGAUAUAAGACAUAAUAAACUAUGCGAAAUUCCAAGAGUUGUUUAUAAAUUAUACAAUUUAACACAUUUAUUUCUACGCUUCAAUCGAAUCCGUGUGGUGGAUGAAGAUAUCAAAUAUUUAACUAAACUUCAAGUCCUCAGUCUACGAGAGAAUAAAAUUCAUACCCUCCCAGCUAAACCUGGUAUUGGCCAGUUAACGCAUUUGAUUACACUAGAUGUUUCUCAUAAUCAUUUGGAACAAUUAUCUGAAAAAAUUGGUCAAUGUCAAAAAUUAUGUACCUUAAGUCUACAACAUAAUGAAUUGCGUUCAUUACCAAAUACAAUUGGUGAUUUAAAAAUGCUGGAAAAUAUUGGCUUAAGGUAUAAUCAUCUAGAAUCCUUGCCAGAAUCACUGGCGCGUUGUACAAAUCUGUUAGAAUUAAAUAUUGAAGGCAAUAAUAUUUGGCAGUUACCGGAGGGAUUAUUAACACAUUUGAAAAAAAUUUCCUGUGUAACAUUGUCAAGAAAUUAUUUUAAUAUUUUCCCAUCUGGCGGCCCUCAACAAUUCACAUCUAUUCAAUCUCUUAAUAUGGAGCAUAAUCAGAUAACUCGGAUACCAUUUGGCAUAUUUUCACGUGCAUCAAAUUUAACUAAACUAAAUAUGAAAGAUAAUCAAAUCAGUGCUUUUCCACCUGAUAUUAAAAGUUGGACCAGUUUAGUUGAAUUGAAUGUAGGCACAAAUCAGUUAACCAAACUUCCGGACGAUAUAGAACAUCUAGUCAAUUUGGAAGUAUUAAUACUUAGUAACAAUCAGCUGAAACAUAUUCCGGUAACUAUUAGAGAAUUGCAAAAAUUACAAGUUCUUGACUUGGAGGAAAAUCAUUUAGAAAGUUUACCUCCAGAAAUCGGUUAUUUAGGUGAACUUCAACGAUUGGUUGUUCAGUCAAACAGGCUAGUCAGUUUACCCAGGGAAAUCGGUCGUUUACAAAACCUGAUAUAUUUGGCUGUAGGUGAAAAUGAUAUACAAAGUAUACCAAAUGAAAUAGGUGAUUUACAAAAAUUAGAAACACUAUACUUAAAUAACAACUUAAAUUUACACGAUCUACCUGCUGAACUGGCUAUGUGUUGUAGUCUACAAAUGAUGUCUAUAGAAAAUUGCCCAUUAACUCAAAUUCCUGUUGAAGUUGUAACUGGUGGUCCCUCACUUGUGAUUCAAUAUCUCCGUCUACAAGGUUCUUUCAGUCACAUCUAA
Molecule: messenger RNA, 1953 nt
Organism: Heterobilharzia americana
Lineage: Eukaryota; Metazoa; Platyhelminthes; Trematoda; Strigeidida; Schistosomatidae
Source: the annotation of a GenBank genome assembly